AUGGUGAAACCGGAGGUGCUAUCAACAAUCGCCGCACUUUCCUUUUUCAUUGUAGGAUACGAUUUUGCGACGAAUCGGUACGGGUGGACGCUGCUGGCGGAGAACACGGGGGCGGUGGACAUCCACCUUACCAUAAUGGUGGUGGUACAACAUUGCGCCGCCAUCGUGAGCGCGGCGGCGGCGGGUAUGGGGGCCGAUUUUUUCGGCCGGAAGUACCCUCUUGUGGCGGCCGGGGCGCUGUUCCUCGUCGGCAACGUGUUCAAGUGCGGCGCGACGUCGUCGUACGGCCUUCUGGUGGCCGGUCAGCUGUUCGUGGGCCUGGGCGCCGGAGUCGCGCUUACGGUCGCUCCCUUGUACAUCGCCGAGCAGGCUCCGGCGGCCCGUCGGGGACAGUACACGUCACUGCCGGAGAUGUGGCGGAACAUCGGAGUUCUAGUGGGCUACUUGAUGAUCCACAACAAACUCGCACCGUUGUCGGACCACAUCGCACAGAGGUGGAUGUUCGCGAUUCCCAUCGUGCCAUCCAUUCUGCUGACGAUAGGAAUGGUGUUGAUGCCGGAAUCCCCGCACUGGCUCAUCAUAGCCAGGAUGAGGGUCGAUGAGGCGAAGCAGAUCAUGGAAAGCGGCGAGAAAAGCGAGGAGGAGAUCGACCGCAUAGCGUUUCAGAUGGAGUACCUGGCGGACCACAUACCUUCGCUUCGCUUCAUGUGGAAGGACUUGGUGCGACCUCCUCUGCGCCGCCUCACCAUCUCCGUCGCGCUUGUACAUGCGUUUCGAUACCUCGGCGUGGAAUCCUACCUUAAGCUGGAGACUUUGGUGACUUUGUACAAAGUCGAGGAGAAGCUGCUAACGAAAGCGAACGGAGCGGUUCUGCUAGCAAAGGCAAUCUGUGCCAUGGUCUCUGGUCGCUUGUCAGACAUUACCGGGAGACCGUUCUUGCUUCUGGCCAGCACUGAAGUCACCGUUUUGUCUCUGCUCGUGUUUGGGUUCCCGUUGAUCAACUUCCACAAUGGCUCCCCUCACAAAGUCUAUGCUGGCAGCACCAAAGUCCUUAGCCUGGUGGCCUUCGGCGGGAUCAUGGGCUCUUUCGAGUUCGGGUUGGGGCCCAUGACGUGGGUCUACACGACGGAGGCUUUCCUAUACCGAGCCCGUGCACAAGGAGUUAGCUUCGGAGUUGUCGUUGGCCAGAUCAUCGAAGUAAUGAUGUUCGUGGUUUUAGGCUAUUUGUUUGAGCUGCUUGGCAUCGGUGGCGUGUAUGUUUUGCUUGCUGGCGUAAUGGCUGUUGGAGUCGUGUUGUGUUGGCGGUUUGUUAAGGACAGAGUCGGGGAUAUUCUUGUGUGA
Molecule: messenger RNA, 1341 nt
Organism: Linum tenue
Lineage: Eukaryota; Viridiplantae; Streptophyta; Magnoliopsida; Malpighiales; Linaceae
Source: the annotation of a GenBank genome assembly